Messenger RNA from Aspergillus fumigatus Af293, 1065 nucleotides. Its product is annotated as mitochondrial 37S ribosomal protein uS7m. Gene Ontology annotation, molecular function: mRNA binding; structural constituent of ribosome; rRNA binding. Gene Ontology annotation, biological process: ribosomal small subunit assembly; translation. NCBI's taxonomy places the organism in Eukaryota, Fungi, Ascomycota, Eurotiomycetes, Eurotiales, Aspergillaceae. The transcript has 3 exons. Gene Ontology annotation, cellular component: ribosome. The record is from RefSeq and is a predicted model, not a curated record. The coding region runs from base 1 to 1065 and encodes 354 amino acids.
AUGCCGCCUCGUAUCAAUCUUUUCACAGUAGGCAAAGCCUUGCCUGGCUUCCGCCCAUCCAGCUCAUGCGCCGUCAGCUCGCGUUUCAGUAUCAACCGAACUCACGCCGCUUCGACCGUCCAAGCACAGAGACGAUGGAACUCUUCGAAAUCAGAAAAGAAAGACGAUCUGGAUGGAUUAAAGGGGCCUACGGAAGAUCCGCUGCCCCACGUCAGCGAGGAGGCCGCACAGAUGGACAAGAUCCUGCACGGUGGAAAGUACGAGGCUGCUGCCAGCCCAGAGUUGGAGCAGGGAACUCCCGUCGCUGAGAUCCUGCAGCGCGAUAAAGACGCCCUGAAGCACAUGCCCAAGGUGAUGCAAGACCAGCUGAAACGAUCGUCUGGCAACCGGUCCUUCUCGACCUUCACGCGCCGCUACCAGCCUGACCUACAGGAGCAGGAAGUGACGGACCCCUCGGUGGCUGUUGUCGCCAAUAUGAUCAACCAGGUGAACCAGGAAGUCGCGGAGCUGCACCCUGGACUGAAGUUUCCCGCGCCCGAGAGUCUUCCCAAGACGGAGAAUUUCCGCGAGAGAUAUGAUCCGCUGCUGGAGCAGUUUACGAAAUUGCUUAUGCGGGACGGGAAGUUGAGCAAGGCCCAGAAGAACAUGUCCUUCAUCCUUGACCACCUUCGAACUGCCCCUCCCCCCCAACCGCACCCGAAGCGCCGUCUCCUCCCUGGUCCUCCUAGCCCUCAACUCCCUUUGAACCCCGUCCUCUACCUCACCUUGAUUGUCGACUCGGUCGCACCUCUGAUUAAGAUCCGUCAGCAGAAGGGUAUUGCCGGCGGAGGUGCCGCCGUGCAGAUACCCGUUCCUUUGAUGCAGAGACAGCGGCGGCGGACGGCGAUCAGAUGGAUCAUCGAUGCCUCUGACAAGCGGCGGGACAGCAGUUUCGCUCAGCGAGUUGCUCACGAGCUGGUCGCUGUUGCGGAAGGUCGUAGUGGAGUGUGGGAUCGGAGGGAAGCGGUGCAUAAGCUUGGUGUCGCUGGUCGUUCGAAUCUUGGUCUGGUCACUCAGCGCAGGUAA